AUGAAAGAUUAUACAAUCUGCAGAGGUGUAGAUUAUCGGGUGCAUGAGUCAGAACCCACGAUAUUUUAUGCUAAAUGCACCCAGUAUGAUGCAGGAUGUAAUUGGCUGAUUAGGGUGAGCAAGAUGUCCAGAAAGUUCUGUUGGGAGAUAAGGAGGUACAAUGGUAGUCACACCUGUACUAGGGCCACCAUUUCUCAAGAUCAUUCGAAGCUGGAUUCCAACACAGUUGCAGAAGCAAUAAAGCCAUUGGUAGAAGUUGACCCGUCUAUUAGGGUGAAAUCAGUGAUUGCGGAAGUACAGUCAAAGUUUAACUACACCAUUAGUUAUCGCAAAGCAUGGUUGGCAAAGCAAAAGGCAGUGGAGUCAAUUUUCGGAGGAUGGGAAGCUUCGUACGAAGCCUUGCCGAUAUGGUUUGAGGCUAUGUGUCACAAGGAGCCAUCCACAGUUGUUCAUUUCCAAACAAUGCCUGCGUAUCAGGGAGAUGACUUGGUUCCUAAUAUUCGUGUACUUCACCGAGUCUUCUGGAGUUAUUACCCUUGUAUUAGAGCCUUCAGACAUUGCAAGCCAAUAGUGCAGGUAGACGGAACUCAUUUGUAUGAAAAAUACAAGGAUUGUUUGUUGGUUGCAGUAUCACAGGAUGGCAACAACAAUAUCGUGCCGAUUGCAUUUGCGAUAGUUGAGGGAGAGACAUCUGAUGCCUGGCACUUUUUCCUAAGUAACUUGCGACAGCAUGUUGUGAGACGUGACGGUGUGGGCCUUAUUUCCGAUCGGCACGAUUCCAUUAGGUCUGCUGUUGAUCGUAGUGACGGAGCUUGGUCUCCUCCCAAAGCAUUCCAUAUGUUCUGCAUCAGACAUAUAGAGUCCAACUUUCUGAGAAAAUUCAAGACUCCGUAUUUGCAGAAGCUUAUCGUCAACAUAGGUAUGAUACUCACGAUUACAUUGACUCCUUAA
Messenger RNA from Arachis stenosperma, 951 nucleotides. RefSeq lists its product as uncharacterized. Lineage: Eukaryota; Viridiplantae; Streptophyta; Magnoliopsida; Fabales; Fabaceae. Bases 1 to 951 code for a protein of 316 amino acids. The transcript has a single exon. The record is from RefSeq and is a predicted model, not a curated record.